This is a messenger RNA of Elaeis guineensis (African oil palm), 4788 nucleotides long. The record is from RefSeq and is a predicted model, not a curated record. NCBI's taxonomy places the organism in Eukaryota, Viridiplantae, Streptophyta, Magnoliopsida, Arecales, Arecaceae.
UUUCUCUCAUACGAAGGGUGUUCUAGUCUCCGAGUAGAUUUUUCACUUUCAUUACGCAAAGAAGACGGAAGGGGCCCCUUAGGAAAUUUGAAUUUCCGGCGAAGCAACCCUAAUUUUCCUUCAAAGGUAGCGCUUUUAGUCCCCACCUCCUCCAACGGACGACAGGAAUUAGGGUUAGGGCCUUGAUUUUGGAUCGGAGGCACCUCCACUACGCCCUCCCUCUCGUCAUAUUAGAAGCUUCGCCCCGCAACUUUUGCUCAAAGAUUGCAGCGUUUAGUCUUCUUGCCGAUUCCAAGAUUGUCUCAGGUUCUUGGCCUUUGAAAUUUGCAUUUUUGAGUUAGAGCUUGGAGGAAUUUGAGGAAAGAUUUGGUUUCGAUGAUGUUCACUGAGGAAUUUAGGGUUGUCCUAUUAGUGCUGUGAAUUAGGGGUUUUGGUCACGAUGUCAGCUGCCAUGGUGGCUCGGAGCUCGCUGGAGGUAAUGCUCGACAUCCUCCGGCAGAGAGAUGAACAGUCGCAGGAUGCACCACCGCCUUUGCCUGUUCGUCCCACCUCGAGAGGCCGGUUGCCCUCAUCGAGAAGGUCACUGCCCGUCAGUUUUAAGCUGGAAAAUGGUGCACCCAAAAUCUUGUUGAAGGACUCUGUGAAGAAGGAAGAGAGGUUAGAUCACCAGCCUUUGAAGGAAGAUAAGGAGGUUCUGUUGAAAAGUGGGAUUUUUGGAAGCAAGAGGAUAGUGCAGGUGGAACGGCCAGAAGAAUCUCCAUAUGCUAAGAUGCCAGAGUUAGAGAGCUGCGAGGAAAGAACGGAUGAAACUGAUAGUCCGGACUCUCCUGUUGCACCCUUGGCUUCAGCAGCUUCACUGGAAGAUAAGUUAGGGUGGAGUGACACUAUUGAUUAUGUCCUAAAGAAGCAAAUUCAGGUUAGAACACGAUACGAGGACUACUUCUAUAAAAUACAGGUUUGGUGCUGGCUUCCAGAUGCCAAGUGGGAGUUAGGAAAGAUCCAGUCAGUUUAUGGAGAUGAUUCUGAUGUCAUGCUGUCUGAUGGCAAAGUUCUGAGAGUAUCUGUAGAAAAUCUCUUACCGGCAAAUCCAGACAUUCUUGAUGGUGUGGAUGAUCUUAUACAGCUUAGUUACUUAAAUGAGCCCUCAGUUCUUCACAAUCUUCAGUACAGAUAUUCUCGCGAUUUGGUUUAUACCAAAGCUGGGCCUGUUUUGGUUGCAUUCAACCCCUUUAAAAAGGUUUCUCUAUAUGGAAAUGAUUUUGUUGCUGCUUAUAGGCAGAAACUUACGGACAGUCCACAUGUCUAUGCAAUGGCAGACACUGCCUACAAUGAAAUGAUGAGAGAUGGAGUCAAUCAAUCUAUCAUCAUCAGUGGUGAAAGUGGGGCUGGAAAAACUGAAACAGCAAAAAUUGCGAUGCAAUACCUUGCUGCUCUUGGGGGUGGCAGUGGGAUAGAGUAUAAGGUUCUGCAGACUAACACAAUACUGGAAUCAUUUGGAAAUGCAAAAACUUCGAGAAAUGACAAUUCUAGCCGAUUUGGGAAGCUGAUUGAAAUAAAUUUUAGUUCUGCUGGAAAAAUUUACGGUGCCAAGAUCCAAACUUUUCUUCUUGAAAAGUCAAGGGUGGUUCAGAGAGCAACAGGCGAAAGAUCAUACCAUGUUUUCUAUCAACUUUGUGCAGGAGCUCCUCCCCAUCUUCAAGAGCACUUGAAGCUAAAAGCAGCCAGUGAAUACGAAUAUUUAAAGCAUAGUGAUUGCUUGAGAAUUGAUGAUGUUGAUGAUGCUCAAAGAUUUCAAAUAUUGAUGCAAGCCUUGGAUACUGUUCAAAUCCCCAAAGAAGAUCAAGAGAAUGCAUUUGCUAUGCUUGCAGCCAUAUUAUGGCUGGGUAACAUUGACUUCUCAGUAAUUGAUAAUGAAAACCACGUGGAAGUUGUUUUGAGUGAAGGUGUGAUCAAUGCAGCAAAUUUGUUGGGCUGCAAAGUUCCUGAUUUGAUGCUAGCUUUAUCAACUCAUAAAAUUCGAGCCGGGAAUGAUGAUAUUGUUCAAAAGCUUACAUUACCACAGGCCAUUGACACCAGGGAUGCAUUGGCAAAAUCAAUAUACGUGGGCUUGUUCGACUGGCUGGUAGAACAAAUUAACAACUCAUUCCAAAUGGAAAAAUGCCGUACUGGGAGAUCCAUAAAUAUUUUAGAUAUUUAUGGGUUUGAAUCCUUUCAUAAGAACAGUUUCGAACAAUUUUGCAUUAACUAUGCUAAUGAGAGACUACAGCAGCACUUCAAUCGACAUUUGUUCAAACUUGAACAGGAGGAGUAUAUAGCAGAUGGAAUUGACUGGACCAAUGUUGAGUUUGUUGAUAACACCAACUGUCUAAAUCUAUUUGAGAAGAAGCCCCUUGGUCUAUUGUCUUUGUUGGAUGAAGAGUCAACUUUCCCUAAAGCAACUGAUCUGACCUUUGCUAACAAGCUCAAGCAGCACUUGACUGGUAGCACCUGCUUUAAGGGGGAAAGGGGUGGUGCUUUCAAAAUUUGUCAUUAUGCUGGAGAGGUUAUGUAUGACACAAGUGGCUUCCUGGAGAAAAAUAGAGAUCCAUUACAUUCGGAUAUUAUCCAGCUGCUUUUAUCAUGCUCCUGUCAACUUUCUCAGCUAUUUGCAUCCAAUGUACUUAGUCAGUCUCAGAAGGAAUCAAAUCUUUUGAGACAACCAUGUAAGGUUGAUUCACAAAAGCAAAAUGUUGGGACAAAAUUUAAGGGUCAAUUAUUCAAGCUGAUGCAGCGGUUAGAGAAUACUACACCUCACUUUAUUCGAUGCAUUACGCCAAACAGUAAACAGCUUCCUGGCAUGUAUCAACAUGAUCUUGUCUUAGAACAGCUUAGAUGCUGUGGAGUACUGGAAGCUGUCCGGAUAUCAAGGUCAGGCUAUCCAACUAGAAUGAGACACCAGCAAUUUGCUGAAAGGUACGGCUUUCUUCUCUUAAAGAAUCUAGCAUCCCAAGAUCCACUCAGUGUUUCAGUCCAUGUUCUACGACAGUUCAAUGUCCCACCUGAGAUGUAUCAAGUUGGUUACACGAAGUUAUUUUUCCGCACAGGGCAGGUUGCUGCAUUGGAAGAUGCUAGAAACCGCACUCUGCAAGGGAUUCUUUGGGUUCAGAAAAACUUCCGUGGUCAUCAAGCCCGUUGUUAUUACCAGGCACUCAAGAAAGGAGUAACUACACUACAAUCAUUUGUCCGAGGUGAAAAGUCAAGGUGUGAAUUCAAAGUUUUAGUAAAGAGAUGGAGGGCAGCUGUUCUCAUACAAAAGCACGUGAAGCAUCAGAUUGCAAGGACAAUGUUUGAUGACCCGCUGAAGGAUAUCAUACUUCUGCAGUCUGGUAGCGUAGUUGCAGCUUGUAAGGAGAUAUUAUGGGUUCUUAUGAUUGCAACGAAUGAUCCUCAUUCUCAUUUGCUUUCUUCUGCAGUUAUUCGUGGGUUGUUGGCAAGGAAUAAUUUUGUCGUUAUGAAAACUAGGGAGAUGUCAAAACUCGAUCAUGUGAAAGAUAACAGUGAUCCAGACAAGGAUCUUCCAGAAAUGAAGGCUACCAACAAGGACUCUCAGGUGCACCCUUCAGCUUUGGCUGAAUUACAGAGGCGGGUGCUGAAGGCGGAGGCAGCUUGGAGAGAGAAGGAAGAAGAAAAUGCCAUCCUAAAACAGCAAGUUCAACAUUAUGAGAUGAGAUGGUCAGAAUAUGAUGCAAAAAUGAAGUCUAUGGAAGAGAAAUGGCAGAAACAGCUGACUUCUUUGCAGGUGAGUCUAGCUGCGGCCAAGAAGAGCCUCGCUGCAGAUGAUUUGGCAAGCCAACAGGGAAGGCUUGACAUAUCCCCACUCCAAUACUCCUAUGACUCUGAAGAUACCAUGUCUGCUGGGACUCACACGCCUGAAGGCACUCCAGCUAAACCUUCCCAUGCUUCUGAUGCUGGACUUGUAAGAAAUUCUAAUGGCACCCAGAGUGCAGUUAGCCACCUUGUAGCUUCUGACGCUGGAUUUGUAAGAAAUUCCGAUGGCACUCAUGGUGCGGUUAGCCACCUUGUAAAGGAGUUUGAGCAGCAGAGACAGGUCUUUGAGGAUGAUGCAAGGUUCCUUCUUAAGGUGAAGUCGGGGCAUUCAGGUUCCAGCAUAAACCCGGCUGAAGAGCUUCACAAAUUGAAAGCCCGGUUUGUGACUUGGAAGAAGGAUUAUAAGGUUCGGUUAAGAGAGACAAAAAUUGUACUUCAUAAGCUUGGUAGUCCUGAAGAGAGGACACGCAAGAGAUGGUGGGGCAAUUGGAGCACAAAAUGAUGAUGAAAAUUCUUCGUUAACAUAUGGCUUUUUCAAGCAUGGCGGGCAUUUCUUCAAUGCUGAGGCAUGAAAACAGGGAAGAUGUUUUGUGCAAAAAGCUGAAGAGAUGUAUGUUCUAUCCUAUCUCUGGAUGAAGUGGAUUUCAUGCCUCUUCCCAGUAAUUCUGUUUCCGUGCUUUGUUGCAUUACUCUACGUGCCUCUGGUGCAUAAGAGGCUUGUAUAUCUUCCAUUUUUUUGUUGUUAUUAGGGGAGUAGUUAAGAACCUGUAGCUUAAGAGAGAGAUGAGGAUGUGAGAGGGGAGAAGUUAUAAUGUAUAUAGUUUGUUGUAUGUAAUUUAAUCCCAAAAUGUAGAAUUUAGAUGUUUGUGCACUGAAAAAAUCUGAUGUUACAUUGUCAUUCUGAGAAAUAACAAUGUAAGCAUAAAAUGACAAUUUUGAAAGCCAAGAAAUUUGAAUGAUAUACUUGACAUAUAAUUUCCC